Penicillium coprophilum is the source of this 312-nucleotide messenger RNA. RefSeq lists its product as uncharacterized. The coding region runs from base 1 to 312 and encodes 103 amino acids. The transcript has a single exon. The record is from RefSeq and is a predicted model, not a curated record. NCBI's taxonomy places the organism in Eukaryota, Fungi, Ascomycota, Eurotiomycetes, Eurotiales, Aspergillaceae.
AUGGUGACGUACGGAUGGCAUGCUGUGCUGGAAGAAUCCAUGGGAAUUGUCGCUGCCCAUACUUAUGAUUUCCUCACACGCAUCUACCCAACCUUCGGUGGUGGAAGAAAUUUCAUCACUGUUCCCGGUUUCUUGGAGAGGUACUUCACCGAACACGACCCCAAUAGCGGAUACCGAGGAUAUGGAACGGCGAGGCGUGCACCAAGACAAGCCGAGCAGCCCUCGUCAGCAUCAACAUCGGGAUCGUCCUGGAGCAGCUGGACCUCUUCGAAUACUUGGAACGGCAGGGGCGCUGGCCGGAGACUCGGUUAG